Pomacea canaliculata is the source of this 2087-nucleotide messenger RNA. RefSeq names its product N-alpha-acetyltransferase 10-like. Gene Ontology annotation, biological process: N-terminal peptidyl-glutamic acid acetylation. NCBI's taxonomy places the organism in Eukaryota, Metazoa, Mollusca, Gastropoda, Architaenioglossa, Ampullariidae. The coding region runs from base 121 to 657 and encodes 178 amino acids. The record is from RefSeq and is a predicted model, not a curated record. Gene Ontology annotation, cellular component: NatA complex. Gene Ontology annotation, molecular function: protein N-terminal-serine acetyltransferase activity; protein-N-terminal-glutamate acetyltransferase activity. The transcript has 7 exons.
AUGUUGUAUUUGCAAAAUGCACUAUUCCUAAUUCGCUUAGCUCUCACAGCACGUUUCUGUCUUGUUUAUUAUCUUCUAACGUCUUCUACUAAUUGCUGAAAGAGAAACAGAGAUACAAAAAUGAACAUACGCUGCGCAACACCAGAAGAUCUGAUGAACAUGCAGCACUGCAACUUACUAUGUCUUCCAGAAAAUUAUCAGAUGAAAUACUAUUUCUACCAUGGGCUGUCAUGGCCACAGCUGUCGUAUGUAGCUGAAGACGAAGGUGGAAAAAUUGUUGGAUAUGUUCUGGCAAAGAUGGAAGAAGAUCCUGAAGAUUCAGUUCCCCAUGGCCAUAUUACCUCCCUUGCUGUCAAGCGGUCACACAGACGACUUGGUCUGGCCCAAAAACUUAUGGACCAAGCAUCUCGAGCUAUGGUUGAGUGCUUUAAUGCCCAGUAUGUGUCCCUCCAUGUCCGUAAAAGCAACAGAGCAGCACUCCAUCUAUACACAGAGACAUUGAAGUUCUCGAUAAGUGAGGUGGAACCUAAGUAUUAUGCUGAUGGAGAGGAUGCCUAUGCCAUGCGGCGUGACCUGUCAGAGUUUAGAGACAAGUUUUCUCAGAGUCAGAUACGAGAGGAGUCUGCUGCACAAUGGGCAAUAAAAGCAAGUUCGUGAUCAAACCACAGUGAUGAUGUCAUCAGCUUUAUGCCUUCGAUCGGAGUGUUUUGCACCUUUGUAUAUUUUUCACAGUGCUUAUACUUGGGAAUGCUAGGGUUUUUUUAGGGGAGGGGCAAACUCCAUGCUGACAGUGAACGACAUUCACAUUCUUGUCCCAUCAGUAUUUUUUUGAAGGGGGUGGCUGCCCCCUUUGCCCCUCAUGACUACAUAUGGUGACAUGGCUACAAGAUGCUCACAGAUUCUACAGGCUGAAGACAUUAUGUUGUUUUGUUUUAAAUGUUAGCAAAAAAAUGAAGCUGUCUUCACACACAUUUCUUUUGACUCUUGCAUUGCUGUCUUCUUAUCUCUACUUUGAUAGAAUGUCAGUUUCAGCCUUUCACGAUGUUUACUUCCAUCCAUUUGUGUCAUGUAUUAUUUACUACAGGUGUUUAAUGAACACUAAACACUAUUUCAUAUUUUCAAUUGUUCCUUCCAACAAAGAAUAACGGGUGAAAAUUAGGAGAGAACAGGGCGACGAAGUGUACAAAGUGAAAUAAGUGCAGUGAUAUAGAACAGUAUUUUUGUAACCUCUGGCACCAAUACAAUGAGGAUUGGCUUUUCUGGGUUUAGAUCUCUUCUCGAGCAGACUGCUCUUUCUCUACAUAUGGCACCUGUUUACAGGGCCAGCUCCUCUGUGAUAGAGCCUUAGUUGCUGGCUCGGUGUAAAGCACAAGCCCACCUACCCCAAUUGGACAGACAAUACCCAACGUUCACAUCAAACCGAAACAGAGCCUCCUUUUUCACAUCAUUCCUCCCAAACAACCAGUUUGUUGCCAGAGUAAUAUCAGGUGUGAUGACUGAUAAAUGAUACGGUGCACAUAAUCCACCUCCUGCCCCCUGUACCUUGAUACAUCAAUUAUUGUAAUGAGCAAUUCCACUUGUGAUUCUAGUGAGAGUACGGUUUCCUUUGUAGAGAAGAAAUAAGUACUGCUUUGCAGUUUAUUAGUUGUCUGUGUUUUUUGGUUUUUUUUUUAGUUGGGAGUGGGAAGAUUCUAUUACUUAAAUCCACCUCUUACCUCAGCAGAGUUAGUUUAGCAUAUUAAAAUGUAACCAUUUGCACUAGGAAGGCUGUAUAUUAUAGAAGGAUGCUCUUGCCGCAAAACUUGGCUGCAUACAAAAAUAUUCAAUAUGGCAAUUGUUGUGUAACUUACAACUCAUGCAAUGGUCUAAUCCAACUCAUGAAGAAAGGUUUAUCAUGGCAAAAACAAAAAAAAAGGAUGCUGCCUAAUAAUUCUCUCCACUACAAUUGGCAGUGUGCAGUCUUAUACUGGGAAAGAAAAGCUACUUUGUUUUGUUUUGUUUUUUUGAAGUGUGCAUGGAAUAUUUUCAAACCUAAACAUUUUGAAUGUGGCAUGAUUUAAAAAAAAAUAAUAAUACAAUGUACCCAA